AUGGUGGCGUACACGGGUCAAAGACCGUACGGGCCAGCUUCUGCAUUUAGAGUGUACUUGAAUCAAGUAGGUUGGACGAUUGCCGAAAAUGGUGACAUCACAGGUCCUGACCACUUUAGAUGCAAUAUCCUGAGAGAUCAAUGCAAAAAAAUCAUCAACACUUUCAGGCAGAUGUGGUGUUUUUCUUUGCUGAACCUCACCGACAGAAAAGGGAUUGGUGAUUUUCUGCCUGAUCCAGCCAUCUCCAUCAGAAUUUUCUCUAAACUGCAGGAUGAGGAACAACAACUCAUCAAGCUCAAUAUUGCCGGCGGUUACCAGACGGAUUCCAUGAAAGCCAAAUGGGAUGACAAGGUCAGUGGCGAUUGUGAAUUUUGUGGUCUUCCUGACACUCGAGAACAUAGACUCCUUGAAUGUGAUGCUCUGUCCGAGACUCGUCAAGAGUGGAGUGCCACUUGUCAAUUAAUCAGCCAAGAUAGACCUGAGUGGAUUUACUUGCCUAUCCCUCGACAACAUCCUGAGACCGUAAUCUUUAGAGCAUGGACACAACUCAUCCGUGACCCAGCCACUCCAUCGAUUGUUGUGAUGGAUGACCACCAUUACAGGUUCUUUACGGAUGGAGGAGCAUUAAAUCCAGAGAUUGCAUGCGCCAGAGUGGCUUCAUGGGCAAUAAUCCAAGAUGUUGCCAACACCCAGGAACUUCGAAGAACAGCCUUGGACUUCGUGUUUGGCCCCGAACCUCACUUCCCGACUUUCGUUACCACAGCCGUGGGUUUAGUACCAGGUGAUCAGAAUGUCGCCAGAGCUGAGCUUUUUGCGGUUCUCAUUGCCUUGCGAGCUUUAUGUCAGACAGACCCAGACGCAACUGCUGAUUUUGUCACUGAUGCCAAAUAUGUUUGCUUGGUCAUUAGGGCUGUCGUGAAUCGAACGUGGCAACGAAUCUCUCACAAGAUCCCUAAUGUGGAUCUUAUUCAGGAGAUUGAUGGUUUAUGGAACCCUGACAAACACCGAAUGAUAAAGGUUAAAAGUCACGUUCCUUUUGAGCAGGCAACCAACCAUGAUGAACUCUGGAAAUUUGUUGGCAACCAUUGCGCAGAUCUUGCUGCCACAUCCGUGCUUAGCUCUAUCCCUGCUGACAUCAAAGCCCUCAUUGACUCAAUUGCCAACCACGUUCGUGUGGAAGAAAAAUCUUUUAAAGAUUUUCUUGGAUACCUUGUGCAGUUUAACAGAUGCAGACUUCAAAAACUGAAUGAACUGAAGAAUGGUAAAGGUGCGUUCCUGACUCAGUUUCAACAUGCGAGAGCCGCUCCUUUACCGUCGCGCGGACUUUUUGAUUCCAGUUUGAUGGGAGUAGAUGCAUGCAAUUUCUUGAAGAAUUUUACUCCCGACGGUUAUGAAAGCAUUCCCAACGUUGGUGUUGAUGACGAAGUCUUCCACAUGUGUUUACAAGGCGCCAACUUAGGGAAAGCCCUUAAGACUUGGCUCGAUUCACUGAAAUGGCCCGCAAAUGUUGCAGAGAAGGACGCCACAGAUUGGGGCAUGUCCUGGUUUGAGAUGGCUACAUCCUUUUAUUUGGCUACUGGCUUUCAGUUUCCAGUCAGAAUUUCAGGCUCUGGCGCGAAAUCAAAAUACGUUCCUUAUGGUAGUGACGAUGCCCUGUUGCUACAGAGCAAUCACCGUACAGCUGCCUUGCAAGGUUUGUGCUUGCGUCACAUGGUACAGCGCGCUGGUGACCUAAGCCACGCUUGUCAUGGAGGGAUUUGGACACCGAGAGCUGUCGGGCAUGGCGUGGGCGUUGGCGGUGCUGAAGCACCAGGAGGUGCCAUGGUCAAAUCGCGGUUCUCGCUGGUCACCUGGAUGCAUCAAAUGGCCACAGCCGCAGUGCGGCAGAUGCCGCAGUUCGGGCCGCAGAGUCUGUGGAACUUGGCGUGGGCGGUUGCCGUGCUGGACUGCAAUGUAAGUGCUGCGCUGCCGGAGGCCCUAGCGACUACGGCCAGGGCCAAGAAGCGACAGCUCACGGCACGAGGCCUUGCGACCUGGGCCAAGCGCGACGUGCCCUUUUGCGAGGCCAUGGCUUCGGUGGCCUUGGAGAAGUUGCCACAGUUCCAGGAACAGGACGGAAGGACAUGGCGAACAGCACUUGAGCCCUUGCCACGCUGUGGCACCGUCCUGUUCCACUGCUGCGCGCGGUGCGCGGCCGUGCUGUGGAACAGGAGUUGUCAAACCUGGUCUGAUGUUUUGCCACCUUGGCCUUCUCACUCGGGACUGCGGGACGAACUGCAAGUGGUGGGUAAGGUCGCGGGUUUUGACGUCAUGGAUUGGGAGAUUGGGUCAAACAGAAUCGAAAGGUGCCCAAGCUUUACGCCACGGCACUUGGCCAAUGCGGCGUGGGCCCUCGCAGAGCUGCGGGUCUUGGAGGAGGAGGAGUUUCAGGAUGACAAAGCCUUGACCGCGCUGGUGGCCUUAAAGGUGCUGAAGUUGAAGGAUCUACCGGAGGUGGCUCCAGAAGUACUGUCCUCCCUGCUGAGCCUUGAAAAAGCUCCUUUUUUCUCCAACCGACAAAGCUCGGUUGCACUGGCUCGACCUGGCUCAAUGGCACCCUGGCUGGAUGACAUCAUUGGAGACUGGCAGGACGACAAAGGGAAUCAGUACCAGGUCCGCAAAGACGCGGAUGGCACCAGUUGUAGCGUUCGCACCACUCGGAAGAAUGGCCAUGUCGUCUUGACGCGCGCCAUGCUGAAAUUCGACGUAAAGUCCGACCUCUUGAUGUGGGGCAGAAGUUACUACCUUCAGACUGAAGCUUAUGACCACAGCAAAGUCUACUGGAAGCCAUUGAAGAACGUGCCACCCUACACCUGGUACAGGCUAUACAGUGAGGAGGCAAUUGUGGAAGCAGUCCCUGAUUGGCAUGGCUGGGUGGAUGGGGACCGCAGCGUCCCGACCCUCGAGCAGGUCGUUGGGAGCUGGCGAGAUGAUGAUGGCGCCAUCUACAAGAUCACCAUGGAUGAGAGCGGUUGGUCCUGCAGCGCGAGCAUCGAACGCCAGGACGGGCGACGCUAUGAGGCGCGAGAGACCAUCAAGUGCUAUGCAGAUGGAGGCCUCUGCUGGGCUGACGCCUACUUCUUGGAGCCCGUCGAAGGUGACGGGAGCAGCAUUUGCUGGACGUCCAUCAAGUCUGGGCGUGGCUUUUGGUGGGAGAGUGUUCCAGAUCAAGGGGCCUUCGUAGUGACCAGAAGUACUUUGCAAGCCUUGCUUGCCCAGAUGGUUGGACAAUGGAAAGACGAGGAGUGCAGCGUGUACAACGUCACCAUGGACGACUCGGGGGACUCAUGUACCGUGGAGAUUCAACGCCCCGACGGCCGAACGCGUGUCUCAAAAGGGCUGCUGAAGUAUAGCACCAAAAUGGAGUCUGUGAUGUGGGGCAGAUCGUACUACUUGGACGUGCAGGGCGCUGGUGAUGUGGUCUGGGUUCACACAGGCCAGGGCAAGUCCUUUCGUUGGUUAUUGGUGCACAAGAGCUGGGCACAGGCGAAUCUGGAGAAACUUGUGGGGACCUGGCAGGACCAGGACGAGAAUCUCUACACCGUGACCCUGGACAGCCCGGCGAUUUCCUGCAGCGUCCAGCUGGAUCGACUCGAUGGGAUGUCGCGACACCUGCAGUCCAUGCUGAAGGCCGACAGCGACGCCAAGUGCAUCUGGUGGGGCGCAGGCUACUCCGUGGAGCUGGCUCCGGGCUGGCCCGAGGUGCUUCACUGGACGCCCAGCAAGGCGUCGAAAGACAAACAGAUUUGGCAACGCUGCAGCAACUGCUGAGGCCCAGCUGAGGAGCAUCCCAAGCAUUGAGUCCUGUAAGGGGCUCCUGUUCACAUUUUUUGGGACACUAACUCGACUGGUG
Messenger RNA from Cladocopium goreaui, 3892 nucleotides. The record is from the annotation of a GenBank genome assembly. NCBI's taxonomy places the organism in Eukaryota, Dinophyceae, Suessiales, Symbiodiniaceae.